UUUUCCCCACUAUAUAGUCCACCCAUAAUCUCAUUAAUCACCACAUUAAUUUCAAUCUGAUUCAUAAACCACAGCAGUAUAAGCUGAUUUCAUAGAAAUUCAUCUCCCAUUUCCACAUACCUUUUUUUCCACUUCUUUCAGACAUUUCAUCGAACAUGUUGCGUGCACCCAAUACGAGAGCAUCAAUCGCAACCUUUUUGGCCCUCAUCUCCAUUCUCCCAAGGCUAACCCACUCCACCAAAACGAGCUAUGUCCGAGAAGCCUGCAGCGUAACACGACACCAAGAUCUCUGCAUCCAAUCCCUGACGCCAUUUUCAAGCACCGCCAAGCGAAGCCCUGCAAAAUGGGCGCGAGCGGGGGUGUCAGUGACGAUAACAGAGGCGAAAACCGUGGCAGGAUUGUUGGGGAGGUUGAAGAACAACAAGCGGAUGAAGGGGAGAAACAGGGCUGCAGUUUCGGACUGUGUGGAGGUCUUUGAAGCCGCCAUUGAUGAGCUCCAUCGGUCACUUGGGGUUCUUAGAAGACUGAGUAGGAGCAAUUUUGAUGCACAGAUAGGGGAUCUGACGACGUGGGUUAGCGCUGCGCUGACGGAUGAAGAUACUUGUGUUGAAGGAUUUGAAGGAGAAAGGGGAAAAUUAGUGAAUUUGAUAAGGAACCGUGUGUUGAAGGUUGGUUAUAUUACGAGUAACGCACUUGCUUUGGUUAACAAAUUGGCUGCCUCUGGACUCGAAACUGCACCAAAUCAGUAAAAAUGACAUCGGGAUUUCUCGAAUGUGAAGUGGAGACGGUAUACAUAUGAUAAUUUGUAAUUGUACCCUUUGAGAACUUUGCAUUUUGGUGUUUCACAAGCUUUUUUUCCCCUUAAAUAUGAUGAAGUCACUUUUAAUCC
This is a messenger RNA of Benincasa hispida (wax gourd), 889 nucleotides long. RefSeq names its product Plant invertase/pectin methylesterase inhibitor superfamily protein. The record is from RefSeq and is a predicted model, not a curated record. Gene Ontology annotation, biological process: negative regulation of catalytic activity. NCBI's taxonomy places the organism in Eukaryota, Viridiplantae, Streptophyta, Magnoliopsida, Cucurbitales, Cucurbitaceae. Gene Ontology annotation, molecular function: enzyme inhibitor activity.